AUGGAGAAGGAGCCACAAGCCUCUUCCCCUAUAAAGGCGAUGCCAAUUCGCCACAUACCACCUCAAAGCAACCUCUUGAGCGAACAAGAGAUGUCAAGCCCUCAAGCACCACCACCUUCAUGGGAUAGUCCUCCAAGACCAUCCUCUUUGAAGACCAAGAAGAAACUUCUUCCUUACCUUGAAGCAGCCGACCUGGAGACGAAUCCUUUCUACAAUUCUACUUCAGAGUGUGCAAAGGAGCAUCUAUGCAACUUUGAGCAGCUUUGCCAUGACUAUGGACUUGGAGACAACCCCAAGAAGAUACAACUUUUCCAACUAUCUCUAGCUGGACAAGCCAAAGACUGGGCUAAGUUCAAUGCCCAACAUGCUUUCAAGACUUGGAAUGGAUACAAAGGAGCUUUCCUCCACAGAUUUGCCAAAGGUCCUAUUUAUGUCCCACCACCACGCCCAAGCUAUUCACAACACCAUCCAUCAUCACCAGACAUAAACAAGACACCACUUUUCCCAAGGGAGAGCUACCAAGCUGCGCGCCAAACCAAGAUUGAAGAGAUGCUUCAAGAGUACUUGAGAAAUCAAGAAGAGAGUACAAAGAAGAUGGAGAGAAGAAUCGAUUUCAUCCAUGAGAGCCUUGGAAACAAAUCUGAAGUCCUAUUCAAGCAAGUGAUCAAGCUUGAUGAAGACAUUAAGAAGUUAAGAGAGGAUCAUGAUCGAUCUUUGAACCUAGUUAAGCUUGAUGUUGCUUCCAAAUAUCAAGAGUUGCUGAACAAGAGCAUGAGAAUUGAAGAUACUAGCUAUGGCAAUAGCAAACAUCUUGGUUCGAUCUACAACCGCCUACAAGCCCUUGAAGGAUCAUCUCAUGCCAAUUACAAGAGAGAGAGGAGUCCAACACCCAACCACCCUCCCUUUUAUUGCAAUGCCAUCACAAGAAGAAGCACUACUCAAGUCCAUGAGGACAAUGAAGAAGAAGAAAGAGAGUAUGAGGAACAAUUGAAUGAUGAAGAUGAAGAGCAGAGCAUCGACAUCAAUGCUUCCCCAAAACAGAGCAUGGAUACACCUAGCCCUAAGACCCUCGUUUCUCACCAACACCAAGAAGUCAAGCUUCUACACUUCCAAGACUAG
Molecule: messenger RNA, 1119 nt
Organism: Microthlaspi erraticum
Lineage: Eukaryota; Viridiplantae; Streptophyta; Magnoliopsida; Brassicales; Brassicaceae
Source: the annotation of a GenBank genome assembly